UUCCUCUUGGCUGCAAUCCCCGACAGCGCCGUCACGCUCGUUUCCUUUGACGCUCUCUCUUCCACUUCCUCCGCAAUUGCCCGGUAACGCAGUCUUGCAUUUUUCUGCCUUUGUUUCUCAUUUAUGUGUGCUGUAUCUCGUGAAGCCUUUUACCCCACGUUUGGUGGUGUAUUGCAUCUUUUAGCAGCGAAGUAGUAUGGCUGGAUCUGCACCCGAAGGGUCUCAGUUCGAUGCUCGCCAAUAUGACGCCAAGAUGGAGAAUAUCUUGAGCGGCGAGGGAGAUGAUUUCAUUUCUACUUGGGAAGAGGUCCACGAGACGUUUGACGUCAUGGGUCUUCACGAGAACCUUCUCAGGGGUAUAUACGCCUACGGUUUCGAGAAGCCGUCCGCCAUCCAGCAGCGUGGAAUUGUCCCUUUCACAAAGGGUCUGGAUGUUAUCCAACAAGCCCAGUCCGGCACAGGCAAGACCGCGACAUUUUGCUCUGGUAUCUUGCAGCAGUUGGACUACCAGCUUUUGGAGUGCCAAGCUUUGGUGCUGGCACCCACCCGCGAGUUGGCACAGCAGAUCGAAAAGGUGAUGCGCGCCCUUGGCGACUACCUGCAGGUGAAGGUACACGCGUGCGUGGGAGGGACCAGUGUGAGAGAGGACCAGAGGAUUUUGCAGGCCGGUGUUCACGUUGUGGUCGGUACACCUGGGCGUGUGUACGACAUGUUGCGCAGGAACGCACUGCGCGCGGACUCCAUCAAGUGCUUUGUGCUGGAUGAGGCCGAUGAGAUGCUUUCUCGGGGGUUUAAGGAUCAGAUUUACGACAUCUUUCAGCUGCUGCCCCAGAAGCUUCAAGUGGGUGUUUUCUCUGCUACCAUGCCUCCUGAAGCCCUCGAGAUCACAAGGAAGUUCAUGAACAAGCCGGUGAAGAUCUUGGUGAAGAGAGACGAAUUGACUCUGGAGGGCAUCAAGCAGUUCUACGUGAAUGUAGACCGCGAGGAGUGGAAGUUGGACACCCUGUGCGACCUGUACGAAACUUUGGCGAUCACCCAGAGUGUGAUCUUCAUCAACACCCGCCGGAAGGUGGACUGGUUGACUGACAAGAUGCGCGCUCGUGAUCACACCGUGUCGGCUACUCACGGAGACAUGGACCAGAACACCCGGGAUAUCAUCAUGCGUGAGUUCCGCUCAGGAUCUUCCCGGGUGUUGAUCACAACGGACCUGUUGGCGCGUGGCAUUGAUGUGCAGCAGGUGUCUUUGGUGAUAAACUACGACCUGCCAACCCAGCCGGAGAAUUACCUUCACCGUAUCGGUCGCAGUGGGCGAUUCGGGCGUAAGGGAGUGGCCAUCAAUUUUGUGACGAAGGAGGAUGAGCGCAUGCUCCAGGAUAUUCAGAGGUUCUACAACACUGUGAUUGAGGAGCUUCCAUCUAAUGUUGCGGAUCUUCUGUAAGUCGCGGAAAGUUCUUCGGAAGCACGAGGGCCGGAAGCAGCAUUUCCUCAAGGUCUGCUUGAGGAAGGAUCCUGUGUAAAGUUUUGGAGCGACUACUUUGUUAGAAUCCACCUCGUUCUCACCUGUCGGUUCUGCCCAUUUGCGUUUUGUUCUAUGGUACAUUAUGCAUGCUAGUCUGAAGAGAGGAAAGAGUAGGAAAUCCAGCCUCGAGAGGCUUUGAGUUGCAGAUUUAGGGCAGAGAGGUAUGUGGGUCGCAAAUGAGGCCAAAUUCCUUAUAAUUAGAAUAUAUGGAGAAUUUCCGAGCGAAUUUUGCGUCUGAUUGUAAUUUCUUUUAUGGGAGCCACAUAAUCAGCCACUUGCUGCCGUUAUUAGUGUGCUCAA
This is a messenger RNA of Physcomitrium patens, 1819 nucleotides long. RefSeq names its product eukaryotic initiation factor 4A-9. Gene Ontology annotation, molecular function: ATP binding; nucleic acid binding; RNA helicase activity. The record is from RefSeq and is a predicted model, not a curated record. NCBI's taxonomy places the organism in Eukaryota, Viridiplantae, Streptophyta, Bryopsida, Funariales, Funariaceae.